Messenger RNA from Schistocerca gregaria, 806 nucleotides. RefSeq lists its product as uncharacterized. The record is from RefSeq and is a predicted model, not a curated record. Bases 15 to 734 code for a protein of 239 amino acids. The transcript has 6 exons. Lineage: Eukaryota; Metazoa; Arthropoda; Insecta; Orthoptera; Acrididae.
CGCCGCAGGCAGACAUGGGCCCGCCCACGGCGCCCGUGUUCGCCGCUCUGGUCGCUCUGGUACUCGCAUCGGCUGCACCACCGUCUUCUACACCGAGCACCACUGUAGGAACUACGGAGCGGCCAUGGAACAGAGGAAAGAGAUUCAUGAACCAGCUAGCACAGCUGUUAGACGCCAGAGUGAAAGACUAUGGAAUCUUCCGGUUGCCUCUUCACGACUACACCCAAGAACUGAAUCGAACGGUCUACGGUAUUAAGCUCGAAGGCAAAAUGAUGUUCCGCUAUGGCUUCAUAAUGAGUCUUGAUAGGAUUGCAUUUGAGCCAAGAGAAUAUCAACUCAACGAAAUGCAUGGCAUCACCUACAUCAGGGGCUCAUUCAAGCUACAAAAUUUAACCAUCUUCUACGAUCUGUCGGCUCGCCUGAAACACCAAGGACCCAUCAUCGGUACAGCCAAACACGUAUUCGAAACUUGUGGCAUCGAGGUCAGGGUGUGGAAACCACCGUCUGAGCGUCCCCACUACGCUCUCAACGUGAAGCAUGUCCAGUCUGCGAGGCACACGGAUUACUUACCAGACACACCUGUCACCAGGGCAAUGGCCAGAGUGGUAGCUUGUCAACUACAACCACUCGAAAAAGAUCAAGUAAAACGGAAGCAUACUGAUGAUGCCACAGUGGUGCUGAAACAUGUUUGGAUACUUGGAAGAAACGGUGUUUUGCAUAACUGGCGGACCUAACAUCCUACAAUUUUAACUGCAAACACGGUAAAGACAUGGAGCUGCAAGUCGAAAUGAUCAGUAUACACGGAA